AAAACUUUUAUCGAGUUGUACUUAUUAGUAACCGAAACACGUUUGGAACUUUCCACGUGCAGAAAUUCCGAGUUUGGAAAAUGGUUUAACGAAUUUAAUUCUGGAAAUAACAAAGACGAACUCAGCGAGGAAUUUUCUAUUUUACUGAACUCGUUUUUCUUGUUAACGUCACCCUCUAACGAGUGGAGAAAUAAAAACAUCUACAGAAUACUCCGCGUGCUUCCUUCUGUGUGCGAGCACGUGUUAGCCGAAUGCGCCAAUGGUCGCGUGGAAUACACUUCUCUUCUUAAUGGCUUUACAUCGCUUUUCAGAGAACUCGAGUCUUCUAUCAUUCCCACGUUGCUCUGGCUAAUCCGCGAGAAAGAAGGGACUUGCUUUAGCCAAUUUUGUGAAAAUGGCGUUGAUCUUGAGCUUCCCUUAUCACUGAAACUUGUGCAAGACUUUAUUUUUAUUCUGCAAAACAAUCACUUUUAUAAUAAGAAAAGUUUGCUGGAGGCUCUUAAAGAACAGCAACUUUUCUUUUUUAGUUCAAAACAGGAACCCGUGAUGGAAGAAAACCUUCUUAUAAGCUUUUGGAACUGUUUUGAUCAGUGUAUCAUCCUUGAGCGAGUCGUGUCAGAUUUACUAUACCAUUUUAAAAAUUGUAUAAAGUACGCCAACCAUGUGCAUCUCAGUCACGAAUUGCUUCACAAACUAACCAUGUGCACUUAUAAGAAAACUUCUUUAUUAACUGCUACUUUGCUCGCGCUGCUUGUGUCAUACGAUGCGGAGCUGGCAAGCAGACUACUGGAAGAAGUAUUUCCGCAUUACUUGUGCAGUAUCACUUCUUCGAUUGGCUGUGAAGGGCUCUCAACUUUCCUUGCAAGUCUUGUUUAUUUAUGCGUGAGGUGGAAAAAAGUGGACUGCUUACCAGUAGAAACCUUUUAUAAGCCAAAUGGUUGUCUCCACCCGCCAACUGAAAGGCUUAAAGAAACUGUUCAGCGUCUCUUUUCCUUAUUUAUUAUUAUUAUUUCAAGCGGAACUCUCACGCCCCCAGCGGAGUGCAUUUACGCUUCUAUAAACAAAAUGGCGCUCUACAGUGGUCUUCUGCAAGCCUUCCACCUACCUCUCGAAAGACUACUACCUCCAUUAAGAGAAGCUGGAAGAUGCGAUCUUUACGUUGCGUUAUGCGAUUUAAAUGAUAGAGAGCAGCUGAAGUCAUGUGCAGCGUUAUAUUUAUAA
Messenger RNA from Zophobas morio, 1221 nucleotides. RefSeq lists its product as uncharacterized. The coding region runs from base 547 to 1221 and encodes 224 amino acids. The transcript has 8 exons. NCBI's taxonomy places the organism in Eukaryota, Metazoa, Arthropoda, Insecta, Coleoptera, Tenebrionidae. The record is from RefSeq and is a predicted model, not a curated record.